Molecule: messenger RNA, 921 nt
Organism: Purpureocillium lilacinum
Lineage: Eukaryota; Fungi; Ascomycota; Sordariomycetes; Hypocreales; Ophiocordycipitaceae
Cellular component (GO): cytosol
Molecular function (GO): aldose reductase (NADPH) activity
Source: RefSeq, a predicted model, not a curated record
AUGGCCCCCGCGACCGACCCCUACACCAAGGCCAGCUUUGGCCUCAAUUCCGGCAACACCAUCCCUGCCGUCGGCCUUGGUACCUGGCAGUCCGCUGACUCUCAGACGCGCGAAGCCGUCAAGCACGCUCUCCAGAAUGGCUACCGUCACAUCGACACGGCUCUGAACUACGGCAACGAGAAGGAGGUCGGCGAGGGCAUCAGGGCCUCGGGUGUUCCCCGCGAAGACAUCUGGGUCACCACCAAGCUGGACAAUCCCUGGCAUCACCGUGCCCGCCAAGGUCUCGAGUCGUCUCUCAGCGACCUCGGCAUUGGCUACGUCGACCUGUUCCUCAUCCAUUUCCCGUGCUCCACCGACCCCAACGAUAGCUCCAGGCAUCUGCCUGACUGGGAUUAUGUCAAGACAUGGCAGGAGAUGCAGAAGCUGCUCGACGCGGGCAAGGUGAGGAACAUUGGCGUCUCCAACUUUCAGAUACGCCACCUCGAGAAGCUUCUUGGCGACCCUUCUUGCAAAAUUAUCCCAGCCGUCAACCAGCUCGAGCUGCAUCCCUAUAACCCAUCGCGACUGCUCGACUACUGCAAUUCCAAGGGAAUUCAUUGCACCGCCUACUCGUGUCUGGGCGGGCACACCAAGUCCCCGUGGAACAACCACCUUGACCUUGUCGAGAACCCCACGGUACUCAAGGUUGCCGAACAAAGGAAUAAAACGCCGGCACAGAUACUGCUGAAAUGGGGCUUGCAGCGAGGGACCAGUGUCAUCCCGAAGAGCGUCACCCCCGCACGCAUCGACUCCAACUUCGAUUUGGAUGGGUGGUCUCUGACGGACGAGGAGCACGCCGAGAUAAGCGGCAUCAAGACGCGGGCCAAGGUGGUUGGCGACAGCUGGAUGCCAAUCAAGGUCUUUUUCGGGGACGACGAGUAG